CGGUACAAAAUAGUGAGUUGGCUCCUCGACUAAAGUCACCAACUCCCUACCUGCAAUUAAGGAUGCUCUAUCAACCUAGGCAGAUAUUCUCAUUCUAGGUUAACGCAGAAACAACAGGAAUUUGAUCAGGAUUCAAGUCAUUCAAUCAUUCAAACCUCAAUCGAAUAUAAUCAAAUCAUAGAAUCAGUACUUGGGUUCAUACAAUCAAAGCCUAACAUACAAAUCUAGGGUUCUCCAUACCCAGAUGAACGGGAGAACUACUCCAUGGAGAAAGAAGCAAAAGCAGAAUCAGACGCGGAAUUCAUACUGUGAAGGAGGAUUCCUGCUCCUGGACGUUGAUCGGCACUUCUCCAAGCUCAAACUGGCCUCCAAUGGUGAUGAAGAUCAAGCUAGGGCACUUGGAGACUCUUGUUCGUCACUUUCUCUCUCUAGGAAUCGCUCUGUCUCUCUAAAACUCGAAUCCCCUUCUGUUUUGGCUGAAAUCUGCUUAAAAGGGCAUCAGUGGCAAAAGCACGGUCGAGGGCACGGCCGUGUAAUGCCUCAGCCUGCCCGUGCUUUGGCUAGGGUUAAUUACACGGCCACUGAGUUGGGAGAAACACGGGCGUGUUUGAUGAUGGACACGGUCGUGCUUUGGUGGACACGACCGUGCUUUGUCUAAGCCCUGCCCGUGUUUUUAGCCAAUGUUUGCCAAACUCGAAUUAGCUCUCGGCAGUAAAAGCACGGCCACAGAACACGGCCGUGUUCUGUUUUAGGUGUGCCCGUGUUUUGGCUCCAGCUCGACGAAAUGACUUCCGAAUGCCCCGAAACUCGUGCUUCGCCUUUCCUUUGACACCUGGAACCUGAAAUAUGACAAAAUAUCACAACCCGGCGUAAAAUAGGCCAAAAAUACACGACUAUGCCCCUCAAACGGAUAAGAACUAGGGGCGCAAAUAUGUGCAAUUACAUCGUUAUCACUUCCUUAGACGAAAGUCGUUCUCACUUUCAUCCUUUAAACUUUACUAUCAAACAGUCUAUAAGAGAUCUCUACUCUGAUCUUGCCUUUAGAGUUUCCUUACUUAUAUUCUUAAUCCAAAGACACCAACACAAGGGACCACCGCAUUAUGUCUCUUCGUCCGGUGUCCCUACCCUAGUAUGCCAACCGCGUUACGUCUCGCCGUCCGGUUGCAUACCCAAACUCGGCAAUGGAACUGUGUUACGUCUCGCCGUCCAGUCCAUGCCCGUCAUUUACUGUGUUACGUCUCGGCGUCCAGUAGUGACCCAACAUACUCGAUCAACUGCUGCAUUACGUAUCGCCAUCUAGCAGUGACCCAACCAUCUACCGCGUCCAGUAGUGGCCCAACCGCUCGGGGGUUCCUCUUACCAUUAACCAACUAUUACAAUCAUACACCCAUACAUUCAUACAUAGCACAACGCGUGCAUCCACCCUUACAGGCGGUGGGAUGCUUCACACACAUAUCGCACAUUACUCAAAAAUUAACUAAUUAAUAACUUGAACGAAAAGCAUAAACUAAAAGACCCGCGACAGAGAUUUUACCCCCUUUACACUCACCUUAUUAACCAAUUCGAUUAUGCUUGAGCUAACCAUCAAAUCCACAAAUACCGGGUCCUUGAUUUUGGCUGAAGUUGAUCGCAUAUCCAUAGCCAUGUAGCCACCCAAACCACCCCUGACUUUAAGGACCUGCGAACCAAUUGUCACCCCCAUAUGGAACACGCCAGCAGCUCAGUGGUGGCUCUCAAUUGCGCACCUCUCAGCUUAGCUCGAGCUGAGCUAUCUUGUACGAUGUCCCCGACAUCUCAUCGCCUACCAUCAAUUUGUCUCGAAGACAUGGACUCAUUGACGACUAUCGAUUCCAGGUUUGUAUAGCCGCUCUUGUAUCAUCGAUGGUGCCAUUCGCAUGGAAAGUUUGACAGGAAAAAAUACCAGCAUCACAAUCAAACUUCCAUACACAACAACAGACAAGAGUACCCUGCGUCCAUGCUUGUGCACAGGAUCAUCAAUUAAAUCACGGAAUGGAUUGUAGUUUGGAUCGGCAGGAUCUCUGAGGAAAUAGAGUACUCCAUGGCGUAAAAUCCUUCGAAGAAGGCUUACACCUUCCCCGUUGUCUCUUCACCAAUGAGAGCUCUUUGAGUACCCACCUUGCUGCAUUGAUGUUCACAGGGUCGUCAUCUGCCCCCACUCUCUCUAUUUCUCUCAACUCAUUGCUUGCGGUAGCCCCAGGUUUGUGACGGGGAGAGGAAAGGGAUGGGCGUGGGUUUAUUUCCCUUGAUGAUCGUGCAACGGCUGGGAUUUGAGCGGCUGCUCUUGGAAGCCGGAACUUGAGAGAGGAAAGGAUGAGUCGGCCGCCCCACUAUUUUUUUUUGUUUUAAUAAUAUAAUAAUAAUAGUUAU
Linum trigynum is the source of this 2388-nucleotide messenger RNA. Lineage: Eukaryota; Viridiplantae; Streptophyta; Magnoliopsida; Malpighiales; Linaceae. The record is from the annotation of a GenBank genome assembly.